CGGGGCGGGGGCGCCAGGCGACCGCGGCUCGGCGGGACCAUGGAGCUCGCAGCGCAGCCCCGGCGCCGGCGGCGGAAUCGCGGACCGUUUUAAUUUUGACUGCUGUACUAUUGAUAUCUGAGCCAAAGUGGUGAUGCUACCUGAGGGGAAUUUCUGCAACCCGUAAGUCAACAGUUAUACGAUUGUGAGCCAUGCCUUUAGUGAAGAGGAACAUCGAACCCCGGCACGUGUGCCGGGGAGCCCUGCCCGAAGGGAUUACCAGUGAACUUGAAUGUGUAACCAAUAGUACUCUUGCUGCUAUCAUACGCCAGCUAAGCAGUCUAAGCAAACAUGCUGAAGACAUAUUUGGUGAGCUGUUUAAUGAGGCUAACAACUUCUACAUCAGAGCAAAUUCUCUUCAAGACAGAAUUGAUCGCCUUGCUGUCAAAGUUACCCAGCUGGAUUCAACAGUGGAAGAAGUGUCACUACAGGAUAUCAACAUGAAAAAAGCUUUCAAAAGUUCCACAGUCCAAGACCAGCAGGUGGUUUCAAAGAACAGCAUUCCUAAUCCCGUUGCUGACAUUUACAACCAGAGUGAUAAGCCACCUCCUCUGAAUAUUCUUACACCAUACAGAGAUGACAAAAAGGAUGGGCUGAAGUUCUACACUGAUCCUUCCUAUUUCUUUGACCUCUGGAAAGAAAAAAUGCUGCAGGACACAGAAGACAAAAGGAAGGAGAAGAGGCGUCAAAAGGAGCAAAAGCGUAUAGAUGGCACAACCCGGGAGGUGAAAAAGGUUAGGAAGGCCAGAAACAGGCGCCAGGAGUGGAGUAUGAUGGCAUAUGACAAAGAGCUUAGACCCGACAACAGGCUCUCUCAGAGUGUGUACCACGGAGCGUCUUCCGAGGGAUCCCUGUCCCCAGACACUAGGUCACAUGCAUCAGAUGUCACAGAUUACUCUUACCCGGCGACUCCCAACCACUCUCUGCACCUGCAGCCCGUGACCCCUUCUUACGCAGCCGGGGACGCGCCACCGCACGGGCCAGCAACCCAGGCCCCCGAGCAUGAGUACCGACCCCCCUCCGCCUCGGCGAGGCACAUGGCCCUAAACAGACCCCAGCAGCCGCCGCCGCCACCCCCACCGCAGGCCGCAGAGGGGUCCCAGGCCUCUGCACCCAUGGUGCCAGCAGACUACGGGAUGCUGCCAGCACAGAUAAUUGAGUAUUACAACCCCUCAGGACCUCCUCCUCCUCCACCACCCCCCAUGAUUCCUUCAGCACAAACUGCUUUCGUCAGCCCCCUCCAGAUCCCCAUGCAGCCCCCCUUCCCUCCCUCCGCUGGCUCCUCCUACCCGGCUCCUCCUCACCCUCCCACCGCUGGGCUCGUGGUCACAGCCCCGCCGCCUCCGGGCCCACCACCUCCUCCGCCGGGCCCCCCUGGCGCAGGCUCUUCUCGCUCAUCCUCCCCAAUGCAUGGCCCCCCUGCAGCUGAGGCAAAGCGCCAAGAGACGGCACAGCCACCCAUAAGUGAUGCUCGAAGUGAUCUUCUCGCUGCCAUUCGAAUGGGGAUUCAGUUGAAAAAGGUGCAAGAACAGCGCGAGCAAGAGGCCAAGCGCGAGCCAGUCGGGAAUGACGUAGCCACGAUCCUGUCCAGACGCAUCGCCGUGGAGUACAGCGAUUCUGACGACGACUCGGAGUUCGAUGAGAACGACUGGUCCGACUGAGGCGGCGCGCAUGCGCAGCGGGGGGGGGUGCGCUGCCGAACCCGGCGGCCACCGGAGGCCGUGUGUCGGAAAUGUCUUGAAAAUUUUAAGUGGUCUCAACACCCACAUAGUGGUAUUAUAAUCCUGUAGCUUAGCAACUUUUGUAUUAAUAAUGUGAUAUUGCUUUUGCACAUCCAAA
Molecule: messenger RNA, 1878 nt
Organism: Neomonachus schauinslandi (Hawaiian monk seal)
Lineage: Eukaryota; Metazoa; Chordata; Mammalia; Carnivora; Phocidae
Gene: WASF3
Product: WASP family member 3
Exons: 10
Coding region: 192-1700 (502 amino acids)
Biological process (GO): positive regulation of Arp2/3 complex-mediated actin nucleation; actin cytoskeleton organization
Cellular component (GO): SCAR complex; cytoskeleton
Molecular function (GO): Arp2/3 complex binding; actin binding; protein kinase A regulatory subunit binding
Source: RefSeq, a predicted model, not a curated record